CCUGGAAUUCGGUCAGUCAGCAGCGGAGCUCCGCUCUCAACUGCGCAGAAAACACACCGCGAUGGGCGGACGGCGAAACCGACUCGAAUAAUGUGUUUUCCGCUCUAAAUCCCACGGAGCUGGGGUCUCCUUUUACCAUCAGACACCGUCGUCUUCAGCGAACGGACGACAGGGAACACGACUGACCAUCCUUUACCCGGAUUUAAAAAGGGAUUCCUUGAAGCGAAACUCGCCCAUUUUUUUCUGGAUGCUGUUUUUUUGUUUAUUUAAACCCCGAAAUGCUCAAUGUCUGUACCCUCCAGGCCCCAAACGGCGGAAUACGAAUAGAAUGACUUCUUGAAUUUCAUUCCUUUUCUUUUUUUACGCCUCAAGCUACCUCUUCUUUGUAUCGCUCGUUCUCCUUCCCCGUUCUCCUCCCGUCUUCCCUCCCCGAGGCCACUCCAACGGAUUCUGCUAUGGUGGAUUCGAGUGCGAUGAGGAAGACGUUCACGGUGCCGGAGAUAAAGCCUUUGGAUCAGUACGAUUUCAACCGAGCCAAGAUAUGCGCUAGCUUGGGAUGGCUGCUGGCUAAAUCAUACGGCACUGCAGAGAGCGUGCCGGCUGAGCUGCGGGAGCCCUUCUACCGUGACCAGUAUGAGCAGGAGCACAUCAAGCCGCCCGUCACCCGGCUGCUGCUGUCGUCCGAGCUGCACUGCCGGGCCUACAGCCUGCUGCCAGGGGCUCGCACCCGCGCCGGCGGUGAGGGGCCCCCCAGGGACGGGGCCACCCUUCUCAGGCUCCUGGCCAAGCGGGGCGUGCCUCCCAGAGACCGGGAUGCCCUGGUGACCGAGGCCGACCUCCGACACAAGCCUAUCAAGAUGAGCGCCCACCUGGCAGUGAUUGACGCGCUGAUGUCGGCGGGCGCCAUGGAGACGGUUGCUGCGGUGAAGAUGCCGAGCGGAGUGGAGCAGCUCGGGAGCGGGGCCGGCUGGGAGAACACUCUGCUGUACUGGAUCAACAGGUUAAAUCAGAAGCUGAGAGAGAGCACUGAAGGAGACCCGCCCCAGAGAUCUCCCCCCAGCACAGACCUGCAGCCUGUCCAGCCCUCUUGUCCCACCCGCUGGUACUGGAAGCUGGUUCCUCAUGCCAUCGCUUUUUGUUUGAAGGAGUCGGGGAAUAAGCCGCCAGUGAUCCGCUACAGGAAGGACAAGCUGCUCCCCAAGCAGACUCCCACCUUCCCACUGGUGACCGGGGUGAAAGACCUCUCCAACGGCUGUGCGGUUGCUGCGGUGAUCCACUUCUACUGUCCGGGGCUGCUACGCCUGGAGGAUGUCUGCCUGAAGGACACCAUGUCGGUGGCAGACAGCCUGUACAACCUCCAGCUGGUCCGCGACUUCUGUGACAGCUGUCUGAAGAGCUGCUGCCCCCUGCUGUUGGAGGACUUGCUCUACACCCCGCCAGCACUUCGGGUAAACAUCAUGAGCUUCAUGGCGGAGCUGUUGGAUUGGUUUGAGGUGCGCAAGCCAGACUUCGUUCAACCCCGAGAGACACUGGACCUGUCAGAUGCCUCAGGGCUGCCUGACUGCACCACUCCCACCAGCGGGAACAGCAACAGUGCCUCUCCCUCCUUCCUCUUCAAGCAGCCAUUCCUACCCAUCUCCUCACCGGUGUCUCCAGGGGGUGUGCAAGAGGGUGUAGGAAGAGCAUGGAGCAGGAAGCAAUUAAGUCGCCCCCUCUCGGCGGUGUCCUUCAGCAUACCAUUCGGCCUGGACAGUGACGUGGACAUCGUGAUGGGGAACCCUGUGGGGGUCAUCACCCGCUCUGUCAGCUCGGACAGCCUGACCCCGGCGGUCCCGGCCAUGACCCGUGCCCCUUACACCCCGCCCGAGGACCUCAGCCACCUGCUGAGCAAGCCCCCCGGGGGCUCCGCCCCCCAGAACGGGCCCCUGGCCCCGCAGCGGGCCUCCUGGGGCACGCAGACGCCCCCCCUCCUGCCGCGGGGGGAGAACGGGCUGGAGGGGGCGGACCUGCCCACCAUCGAGGAGGCGCUGCAGAUCAUCCACAGCGAGGGCAAACCCGAGCCCCGGCUCCGCCCCGAGGGCGCGGCCGACGGCUUCUACCUGCACUCACCUGACGGCCCCGCCCGCCUCAGCAGCUCCGCCCCAUCCCGCUCAGGGAUGCUGUACCGGCCCGCGGGGGAGGCGGCGGAGCGGGACCGGGGGCGGGGGCAGGAGCGGCGGCGAUCCAGGCGUGCCUCCGAUGCGUCCCGCGACGAUGACUCCGUCCUUCGCGACGGCAGCGUGGACUCGGAGGACGCCUCCGAGGAGCCCCUCCCCAAAGCGCGGUCUACCCCAGCCACGCCCGCCAACGCCCCCCACCGCCGCCGCGGGGCUGGCGACGAGGCCGACAGCGGUGUGAGGAUGACCAGCUUCGCUGAGCGCAAGAAGAAGCUGGCGGUGGACACGCCCCCUGGCGACGGGGCCCCGCUCCUCACCACCUGGGCACAGCGGGCGGCGGAGGAGGACAGCCCGAGCCGCAGUCCCGCCCUCAGCUCGGAGAUGUCGGAGCUGGGGGCGCGGCUGGAGGAAAAGCGGCGGGCCAUCGAGGCGCAGAAGAAGCGGAUCGAGGCCAUCUUCGCCAAACAUCGCCAGCGGCUGGGGAAGAGCGCCCUCCUGCAGCUGAAGAAGCAGCAGCAGCAGCGUGAGGAGGGUGAACCGGGCGAGGGGCCGGCCGAGGGGGCGGAGGACGAGCUCAGCAAGCUCACUCUGGAGGAGCGGCUGGCCCGCGUGGAGGCAGAGGCCGAGGCCGAGGCGGAAGGGCUCCCCCCGGUGGACGACCCGGGGAACUGCAAGCCCCCGCCCCGCCUGGACAAGCAGGUGACCUUCUCCAAGGAGACACGGCCCGGCGAGGGCAAGGCAGUAUGCCUGGAGGACAAGGGGGUGGGGCCGGAGGAGAAGGAGCCACUACUGGGGGACUACAACCUGGCGGUGUCCCGGCUGAACGCGGCGCUCAGCUCCCUGCAGAGCGACAUGCAGCGGCUCUCGCAGCAGCAGAAGCAGCUGAUGAGGAGGAAGACGCUGCCCGCCACCCAGGCCUGGGUCAUCCCCGCGGGGCCCAAGCCCUCUGCAGCCGGGCCCCCUCCCCCACGCCUGUCCAGGGAGUCCACUCGGGACCUCCCGUCCGCCACCUCCUCUCCCUCCCCCUCCCGCCGGGCCACCAACCACGCCGCGUCCCCCAAAUCCCCGCAGGCCUCCCACCGGCGGGCACAGUCGGUGCCCCCGAAGAGCCCCAAGCACCACCAUGCCCGGCCGCUGGACCUGAAGUUCCCGCCGCUGGCGCGGGUGCUCACCCCGCCCCAGAACGUAGACACCCUCCCGCACCUGCGCCGGGUGUCGCCCAGCCAGUGCCAGGUGCAGACGUCAUCCUCCUUCAGCAUCGGGGCCCCCAGGGGCCCCCAGGACCCGCGGCCCCCGCCGGGGCCCCUCCCCAGGCCGGCUGAGGACAGCUCCUCGGAGACGGGCUCCAGCGAGGACCCCGCCAUCUUCAGCCUGGAGCUGGAGGCCCCGGUGGUGCGGCCUCCGGGUGGGAGGGGCCCCGGAGGGGGGGGCAGCAGCUCGGGGGCCCCCUCAGAGUGCUCCUUCGAGAGCGACGCCCCGGUGGCCCCCGGCUGCGGGAAGCGCGGCAGCCUGAUCGAGAUCUCGCUCUCUUCCCUGCGGCCAGGCGAGGCUGGGGCCGAGGAUGCCGACGCCGAGGGGGCCGAUGCCUUCUCCGACUCCAUGAGCGACCAGACCGAGCCCGAAAACCGCAGCGGCGUCGGCUUCUUCUUCAAGGAGGAGGCUCCUCCCAGGCCGGAGGAAGAGAUGGCCCAACGGAGGGCAGCGCUGCUGGAGAAGCAGCAGAAGAGAGCGGAGGAGAUGAAGAGACGCAAACAGGAGCAGGAGAGAGAGAGGGAGGCCAGCAGGCCCCCGUCGUCGGAGGAGCCCCGGGCGCGCUGGGCGGAGGAGCGGCCCGCGGCCCCCCGCACGCCCCCGCCCGACGGCACCCCCCAGCGGCGGGGCGACUUCACGCGGCAGGAGUACCAGCGGCGGCAGCAGCUGAAGAUCAUGGAGGACCUGGACAAGGUGCUGCGGCAGAAACCCACCACCGUACGCGGAGUCAAGAAGCAGCGGCCCAAAACCGUCUUCCGCGACGACUCCGUCCUGUCCCGCAGCCCCGCCAAGGGAUUCAUGGGCUCCAAGCUCAGCAAGGUCUACUCCCACUCCUCCCUCAACUUGUCCUCCAUGGCCAAUGACAGCAACAACCACAAGAAGACCCCCAGCCGACCUAAUUCACCCUCGAGACUGAUGUCACCGAGCCGACUGGCCAAUCAGAACGGAGAGAAGGACUGGGAGAACGCCUCCACUGCCUCCUCCCCAGCUUCAAUCCCAGAAUACACCGGGCCUAAACUCUACAAGGAGCCGAGCUUUAAAUCCAACAAGUUCAUCAUUCACAACGCGCUGUCCCGCUGCUGCCUGGCGGGGAAGGUCAACGAACUGCAGAGGAGCAAGAUUGUGGAGGAGAUGGAAAAGUGCACGGCGAACCACUUCCUGAUCCUGUUCCGGGACUCCAGCUGCCAGUUCCGGGCGGUGUACACCAUGAACCCAGAGACGGAGGAGAUGGUGCGGCUGACGGGCAUUGGCCCGCGGGUGGUCAGCGCCUCCAUGGUGGAGUCCAUCUACAAGUACAGCUCCGACCGCAAGCAGUUCACCGCCAUCCCGUCCAAAACCAUGUCCAUGAGCGUGGACGCCUUCACCAUCCCGGGACACCUGUGGCAGAGCAAGCGGCCUGGCACACCGAAAAAGCCUGGCACGCCCAAAUAAGGAUAUAAACGUGCACCCCCGCGUGCGCUGGACAGCCCCCGGCCGGCCUCCUCUCUCUCCCUCAGGCAGAAGGGGGGGCUGGGGGGGGUGGGGGUCGUUUGGUCGGAAACUUUGGAAAAGUGGAAAAUGGACCACCAGGGGGCGCUGAAGAGACAGUGGUAGUUUCCCUGUCUUCUCCUCUGAGGAGAGGAACUGAUACAGAUUGAUUUUCUGUUCCACUGCCUGACUCUCUGCCUGUUGCAGAGAACCUAAACCUCAGUCCUUCUCUCUGAAGGGGUAGAUGGAAAAAGGGGUGGGGCCAGAAAGGGCGGUCCCCUGGCACACCCCUGGGGAAGACCAAAAUGCUGAACUCAAUGUUAACCAUCCAGGGCCCCUGCUUUCCAAACCACCCCCCUCCCACACACACACACACACACACACACACACACACACACACUCUCUCUC
This is a messenger RNA of Megalops cyprinoides (Indo-Pacific tarpon), 5282 nucleotides long. RefSeq names its product calmodulin-regulated spectrin-associated protein 3-like. Gene Ontology annotation, cellular component: microtubule minus-end. Gene Ontology annotation, biological process: negative regulation of microtubule depolymerization; neuron projection development; cytoplasmic microtubule organization. The record is from RefSeq and is a predicted model, not a curated record. Lineage: Eukaryota; Metazoa; Chordata; Actinopteri; Elopiformes; Megalopidae. The transcript has 19 exons. Bases 456 to 4838 code for a protein of 1460 amino acids. Gene Ontology annotation, molecular function: spectrin binding; microtubule minus-end binding; calmodulin binding.